AUGAUGAUGAAAGCGGACGGCGUGGUUAUUGAGUUAGGCGAAAAGAGGCAGAAGACCGAAGACGUCGCCUAUUCUCGAAUAUCAGACCACGCUAGUCCCGGAACUAUACCUGCACGGGGACACAGCUGCCUAGUCUUGGUGGGCAAGGCCGAUCUCCGAUGCGUCUGCCUCGAAAACUCGACAAAAGAGGCGGCCUCUUCCUACCUGUCCACACGCCUCAUGCUUGCCUCUCUCCUCUCUCACCUCGUUCCCUUCGCCAAAAUGAGGCCUUUGAUGAUGAUGCUCCCCAUCAUCGCUACCCUGACGUUCCUCACGGUGAGCCUCGUCGCCUCCCAGCACAUCGUCAUCGACUCCAUGUGGAGCACCACGUACAACUACUCGCAAAUCCAAGAGUUCUCCAACCCAGCUAUCGCCUUUUCCCCCGGUCCAGCCCUCACCGCCUCCGUCAACGUCACCGCCUCCGUCUCCGCCUCCUCCUCGAAUCACGACCAGAUCGGCAUCUCGAUCUCGGACAACCAGGUCCAUCAGACCGUCGACUCGUUCGGUGGUGGUAUCACCGACAGCGUCGCCAUCGCUCUGCAGGAUUUCAAGACCAAGCACCCGAAGGACUACGACGACCUCUUGCACCUCCUGUUCUCCGAGGAUGCAGAGUGGUUGGAGAAAGGUGGGGUGGGGAUGAAUAGUGUACGCGUGCCGCUAGGGGCGAGCGAUUUUGGUCAGAGUCCGUAUACGUACGACGACACGGAGGACGGCUCCGAGGAUCCUGACCUGGAGCUGUUCGAGAUCAAGAGGGCUCCGAAGCUGUGGGCUACGUUGAGAGAUAUCUUGAAGGUGAACGGUGGAGUGAAGAUCUUCGUUGCUGCUUGGAGUGCUCCGGGAUGGAUGAAGGAGAACACUGACCCGGAUCAACCGUUGUUCGGGGGAAACUUGAAGGCAGGUAUGGAGAAAGUGUACGCAAAAUACUUGAUCAAAUCGAUCUCCGAGAUCAAGACAAAGGAACAGAUCGAUGUAUACGCCAUGAGUCCAGGAAACGAACCUCAAAUCCCCAGGUUGAAGUACCCGACGAUGAAGAUCUCCGCCGAUCAAGCGAUUCAGCUCGGCGUCCUUCUACGCAGCGGUCUCGACAGCGCCGGUUUCAAGUCUGUCAGAUUGCUCGCAUGGGACUUCAACUGGGACAACACCGACUACCCGCUCACCGUGCUCAAUGCCGACUCCACGCCUUGGUCAGGAAUAGCCUGGCACGGCUAUGCGGGCCAACCCCUCGCCCAAAAGACUAUCACCGAUGCCUUCCCGAACCUCGACACCUACUUCACCGAAAAAACCGUCGUGACGCAGUACUUCAACGAGCCCUACAAGAACAUCAAGAACGCUGCGCGCGAUCUGCUGAUCGGUUCGAUCCGGUAUGCGAGCAAGAGCGUCAUCUUCUGGAAUCUGGUGUUGAGAAAGGACGAGGAUGGAUUUACUAGUCCACAUCUGCCUGGGGUCUGUGAGAACUGUAACGCCGCGAUCUUGCUCUUGCCAGAGUCGACGGAUGGUGCGGAUGCGACUUCUGCAGAUACGAGUUCAGGCAAGAAGACUGCAGAUGCAGGUAGCCAGAAGAAGGAUUCGCGCAGGAAGAGGAGUAUGCUCCGACGUGCGGCUGAUGAGACGGUGACAUUCAAACCCGAUCCGCUCACCGCCGGCACCUCCGGCAAAGAUGCAUCGCAAGCCGUACCCGCAUCCAAGAUCGUCGACGCUCAAAAAACCGGUUCCGCCACAACCUACUCCUCCCCACUCUUCAAACGCACCUCUGAUCUCUCUGUCCUCUCGCACCUCUCCACCGCAGUCCGACCCGUCGGAGCAUCCAAGACGUACUCGAAGCGGAUCGGUGUCACCAGCACGGACGAGUUGACCGAACUGGGUGGACGUGUGCUGGCACAGGCAUUCCGACAGGACGGCGUCAAACCAGGCAUCACCAGGUUCUCGCUGAUCCUGCUGAACCAGAACGAUCAUUACGAGACGGGGGUCUGGGAGGAGGCGACGGCGGUGGUGGCGUUCAGGGGGUUGACGGCGAACGUCACGACGGUGCCAGGGUUGUACACGUUGAGCUGGGAGGCGCCGACGGUGAUGCAGCCGGAGGAGGUGCCGACGCCCAAGGACGGUGAUGGUAGCGAUACUUCUGGUGCUGGAGGCGCUGGCUCUGGCAACCCUGUCACUGCGUCGACCAGUAAACCUGCGGAUGUCGCUGCCGCUUGA
This is a messenger RNA of Pseudozyma hubeiensis SY62, 2235 nucleotides long. RefSeq names its product glycoside hydrolase. Gene Ontology annotation, molecular function: glucosylceramidase activity. Gene Ontology annotation, biological process: glucosylceramide catabolic process. The transcript is spliced from 3 exons. The record is from RefSeq and is a predicted model, not a curated record. NCBI's taxonomy places the organism in Eukaryota, Fungi, Basidiomycota, Ustilaginomycetes, Ustilaginales, Ustilaginaceae. The coding region runs from base 1 to 2235 and encodes 744 amino acids.